Molecule: messenger RNA, 946 nt
Organism: Lotus japonicus
Lineage: Eukaryota; Viridiplantae; Streptophyta; Magnoliopsida; Fabales; Fabaceae
Product: dehydration-responsive element-binding protein 1E-like
Exons: 1
Coding region: 117-779 (220 amino acids)
Biological process (GO): regulation of DNA-templated transcription
Molecular function (GO): DNA-binding transcription factor activity; DNA binding
Source: RefSeq, a predicted model, not a curated record
AGUCCACACAUUCACUAACUUGAAGCACUCACUCAAUUUCAGCACACUUACCAUUUCAUCACACAAGAAACAAGAGCAGCUACUACAUACAUACAACUUACUCACACCGCAAAGGAAUGAACUCAAUUUACACUGAGCAGUACUCUCCAGGUUCAUCAUCAUCAGAAGCAAGUUCCUCUAACUGUCACGAGCUAGCAUCAGCGAGACCAAAGAAGAGUGCAGGGCGUAGAGUUUUCAAGGAGACGAGGCACCCUGUGUACCGAGGAGUAAGGAGCAGGAACAACAACAAAUGGGUCUGCGAGGUGCGUGUUCCCAAUGACAAGACCACAAGGAUAUGGCUCGGAACACACACGACGCCUGAGAUGGCGGCGCGUGCACACGACGUUGCGGCGCUCGCUCUUCGUGGGAAGUCCGCUUGCCUUAACUUCGCGGACUCCGCGUGGAGGGUUCCGCCGUUGUUGCCAGCAUCAAACAGUGCGAAGGAGCUUAGGAGAGUGGCAAUAGAAGUUGCUCAUGCGUUUGCGGCUGAGGACCGUUGUCAUGAUCAGGUCUGUAGCAGCGGCGACAGCGUAUCGGAAGGUUUGUUUUUGGAAUUCGAUGAAGUUGUGUCUUCGGAGUUUCAGGAGCAGGAUUUGCAAGAUUGGCUUCGGAGCAUGGAGGAUGAGCCUUUGAGAUCACCGGCGCACCCGUUUGAGGGAUCAUCAUACGGUACGGAGAAUUGGACUAUUGAAGAUGUGGAUGUGGAACAUGAGGUUUCCUUGUGGAGUUUUUCCAUCUGAACAAUCUCAUCAUCAUGCCCAUAUAUAUACGCACAAUAUUUAGUUUUAGUUAGGCUUUAGAUUUGCUUGAGACUGUGACAAAUCAGUGUUUCAAUGAUUUUCUGUCACUUGUUUAGCUUGUAUUACUCUCUCAAUAUUUUCUCAAUCUAUACAUUUGGAUUUCUCAA